Messenger RNA from Nilaparvata lugens (brown planthopper), 3768 nucleotides. Its product is annotated as rabankyrin-5. The transcript has 21 exons. NCBI's taxonomy places the organism in Eukaryota, Metazoa, Arthropoda, Insecta, Hemiptera, Delphacidae. The record is from RefSeq and is a predicted model, not a curated record. The coding region runs from base 198 to 3626 and encodes 1142 amino acids. Gene Ontology annotation, molecular function: metal ion binding; protein binding. Gene Ontology annotation, cellular component: cytoplasm.
CAGCGGUGAUAAUAAAUACAGAUGGCAGAUGCAGAGAUGCAGAAGGCUAUCUCCAUUUGACGUUUGUUAUGAAUACUACGGAUACCAAUUUUCAUAAGCUGGUCUGCAAGUUUAAACUUAUCGAGUUUCAUUGCGCUUAGAAUUUUAAUUUUCCAUUUUUGUGAGAUGUUCCCAAUCUGAAGCUCUUCGCAAGAAAAAUGAACAAUUUUGAAAAAGGAAAUGAGAUCAACAAACGUGAGCAGCACUUAUCUCUGCUCAAAGAGGAAUAUGUUAAGCUACAAUCGUAUUGUAGUGAUUUGGAAAGGAAGUAUGCGCUUGCAUCAGCUUCAAUCGGCGAUUUAAAUGAAAAUAGUUUUGUUUCAAGUCUAUUGAAGACUGUAACCAGUCUUCAUAAAAACACACUUUUUAGUGAUAUGAAAGUGAAACUGGAGGACCAUGUUGUCCCAGCACAUAAAAUAGUAUUUGCUUCCCGUAAUAGCACUUGGGGAAUAUCAAAAUCUAUCGAGCAAAUCGAUAUCUUAGAUUGGAGUCAUCUUGGGAAAGAUGUCGGUUCUGCUGUACUGAAAUGGGUCUACACUGAUCAAAUUGACUUUUCUAAAGGGGAUGAUUUUACGCUUUCGCUCAUGAAAACCGCAAAUGAUUUCAAACUUGAGGAAGUGGUUUCCAAGAGUGAGAAAGCGUUAAUGGCAUCUGUUAAUGUCAAAAAUUGUGUACGCUUCUACUCUACUGCUGAUGAAAUUGGUGCUGAAACAUUGAAGGAGCAUUGCUCGUCUCUCAUUUCUGCUAAUUGGGAUGAUUUUAGUAGCGAAGAUUUCGCCCAUAUGCGAGCACCUCUUCUGUAUGAGAUGUUCAAACGAAAUACUUCGUAUCCUCUUCAUUCUGCUGUUAGACUGAGACGGGAAGAUGUUGUUUUUCUCUUUCUUGUUGAGCAUCAUUCUCAGCUGCCGACAAUCUUGAAUGCGCUUGAUAACAGAGGUGACCUAGCACUUGAUAUGGCCCUAAAAGAGCAACAGACCAGCAUUGCUCGCACGCUCAUUGAAAAUGGAGCUGAUCCUGAUGCCAAAGACCCCAAAGGCUGGACUAUCACCCACAGAGCUGUUGAACGAGGUGAUGCAUUUUCGGCCAAGUUCCUGAUAGAGAACGGUGCAUCGGUUGCUAUAACAACGCCUGAGCGCGGUCAUUCCUUGCUGCAUCUGAUAGCUUCCUCUAGUCACCAUUCUGAUGCCGAGUCGGCCAUGGCUGAAAUAGCUAAGCGACUGCUUGACUCUAACUUCGAUCCCAAUCUGCAGGACAAAGAGGGCGUGACGGCUUUACACUUGGCAGUGAUGGCUAGGAAUGAAGACAUCUUCAGCUUGCUGUUGACUAAGUCAGUCAACUUGAACGUGCAAACACAUGAAGGUCAUGCCCCGCUUUGGUACGCCCUUAUUGCUAGUAGUCGUUAUAACUCAAACAGUUUCGCUGCACGUCUCAUUGAGAAAGGAGCUGUUCCGAACCCUAUCUAUGCACAAACAUCAGACUCUCUUCUACACCGAGUUGCUGAGGAGGGUCUAGAAGAUGCUGGUUUAUUCCUAUGUACACAUGCUAAUAAUAUCAAUCAUACAAACAGAAAGGGUGAAACGUGCUUGCAUAAAGCUUGUGAGAAAGGAUUGUCUCGCCUGGUAACGAAACUAUUGGAAUGCGGAGCUAAUCCUAACGUGCAAACGUUUCCACCUGAUGAUUUAUCCAUCAACUCUGAUGAUGUGCCUUCUUACAGGCAAACCCCCAUACAUAUCGCUAUUCGGUAUCAUAAUGAUAAUGCUGUUAAAGCUAUCCUCGAAUAUAAAUCCACUUUGGAUGAUGUUAAAGAUGCACUGAUGCCAAAUCUGAACCUGAAAGACUCAAAGGGAGACACCCCUAUUUCCUUAGCACUUACCACUAAAAUGCAGAAUCUUGUAGCAGAUCUUAUUCAAGGUGGAGCAGAUGUUAAUAUAAGAAACGGGGAAGGACUGACUUUACUCCAUCAAGCUAUUAUAAACAAGGAUUCUGAAACAGCUAUUUUCCUACUUAAUCAAGGAGCUGAUGUUGGUGCUAUAACUGCUGAUAACCUCACUCCAUUGCAGUUGGGAAUUAAACAUGAGCAGCCUUCAGUAGUUGAAGCGUUGUGCCGUAGAGGGGUUGAUCUCUCCUCUCUAGAUGCCGACAAAAACUGCCCGCUCUGGGUCGCUUUAAACACUAACCAAGAAGCUAUCGCAUCUAUUUUAGUCAGACACGGCGUGGACACGGACUGCUGGGGCGAGGGACCCGACGGCUGUAUGCAGACGCUGCUGCACCGCGCUAUCGAUGAGAACAAACAGUCAGUCGCCCGCUUUCUCAUCCAAUCAGGCUGUGACGUCGACAGUCCGCGUCGCCCUGGCGCAGGGGGUCGUGGCGGGGACGAGGCCCGCGAUCAACAGAGCCCCCUGCAUCUCUGCUGUCAGUGGGGACUCAACGAGGUCGUCCAAACCCUCGUCGAACAUGGAGCCAACAUUAAUUCCAAGGAUGCCGAUGGCAAGACUCCGUUACAUGUAGCCAUUCAGAAUCAACAUAUUUCCAUCUUCACCUUGCUACUAUGUCAUCCUAGGAUCGAUCUUUCGAUUAGAGAUAAGAGCGGCCUGACUCCGUUCGCUACUGCUUUAACCUGCCAUGACACCAGGGCUGCCAAAGCUAUUCUCGAUAAGCUCCCUACUGCUGCUGAGCAGUAUGACAAUAAAGGACGCAAUUUCCUGCAUACGGCAGUCCAGAAGAAUGAUGUGGAGACUGUACUGUUCCUGCUCUCUAUUCAAGUCGAUGUCAAUUCAAGAGUUCAAGACUCCAAUCAAACGCCCACCCUCCACUUGGCUGCUGCCACAGCUAAUGAAAUGCUAGUCAGAAAUCUACUACUAGCAGGUGCUAAGCCAAACGAUCGAGAUGUUUGUCGAAGAACAGCUUUACACGUGGCGGCUGAAGCGGGGCACACCGAAGUAGUUAUUGCUCUCAUGCAGAACUCUGUUGACUUUGAUGCUGUAGAUGUUGAAGGAGAUAAUGCUCUACAUAUAGCAGCUAGGGAAGGGCACUACGCUGUGGCUAAAGCCUUACUCACUGAAUCCGAGCUCAAUGCCGAAGCUCUGAAUCUGAAAGGUCGAAAUCCACUGCACGUUUUGGCCAGAUACGCUCGCGAAAAUGCUGCCACUAUUUGUGAACUGUUCUUGGAAACUAUGCCAAAGUACCCACUAGAUAAGCCGGACUUGGAGGGAAAUACAGCUCUGAUGUUGGCUUACAUGAAAGGAAACGGAAAUCUGUGUAGAUCUCUUGUCAAAGCCGGAGCCUGCGUUGGCACAAUGAACAAAAAUGGAAUAACAAUAUUCAACUAUCAAGUUGCCACAAAAACACUUCUUUACAAUUUGUUGGAUCAUCUGUCUAACGAGCCACCAUGGGCGGAAGGCGACAUUUGUUUGGAGUGUGGAACAAAGUUUGGAAUCACAAUGAGAAAGCAUCAUUGCCGCCAUUGUGGAAGAUUACUUUGCAGUAGCUGUUCAAGUUUUGAAAUGCCCAUACUGAAAUUCAACCUGAAUAAACCUGUUCGUGUCUGUGGUGUGUGUCUCGAUGUCCUUCAAUUCAGAUGUGCCUAAAAAGUAUAUUAUGAAAGGCCUGUCAGUACAGCUGUGGUUAUCUACUAAAUUUUGUAUAAUAUUUCAUUAUAUAUACAUGUUCUAUUAAAAUAUUUGAUAUUUUAUUGCCUAUUAUAAGAAUAUUAAAAGAAUUUAUAUAUUA